Telopea speciosissima is the source of this 883-nucleotide messenger RNA. Its product is annotated as remorin-like. The record is from RefSeq and is a predicted model, not a curated record. Bases 70 to 669 code for a protein of 199 amino acids. The transcript is spliced from 6 exons. Lineage: Eukaryota; Viridiplantae; Streptophyta; Magnoliopsida; Proteales; Proteaceae.
UUUCUCUCUACUCUCUUUUGAGUGUUUCGUUUUGGCUUCUAAUUCUGUAGCAAAAUCUGGUGGAAAGAUAUGGGAGACGGAGAGCCGAAGAAGGAAACGACCGUAGAAGUGCCUUCGGAGCCUGCGCCACCUUCGACUCCACCGCCGGUCGAAGGUCAGAAAGACGCGGAGGAGAAAACAGUGAUUCCACCACCAACAAAAGAGACAGAGAAGGUCGAUGAUUCUAAGGCUCUUACAAUGAUUGAAAAGGUCCCAGAAUCCACGGGAGAGAAAAGUUCUGGCAGCUCCAAUGACAGAGCUGCUGCUCUUGCACGAGUUGAAGCAGAGAAGAGAUUGGCUUUGAUUAAAGCAUGGGAAGAAAGUGAAAAGGCAAAAGCAGAGAACAAGGCCCAUAAAAAUCUGUAUGCCAAUGAAUUGUGGGAGAAUAGCAAGAAAGCAGCUGUGGAAGCUGAGCUGAAAAAGUUUGAGGAAAAACUGGAAAAGGAGAAGGCAGAGUAUGUGGAAAGAAUGGAAAACGAGGUGGCUCUAAUCCACAAGGAAGCAAAAGAAAAGCGGGCAAUGAUUGAAGCCAAUCGUGGAGAAGAUCUUCUCAAAGCAGAGGAGAUAGCUGCAAAGUAUCGAGCAACUGGGAGUACGAGCACGGACACUCAUUGGAUGCUUUGGAAUUGAAAUAAUAGGGUUCAUAUAUGACAAGGAAAAUGAACUUUACCUUCUGUAAGUAUUGAAUUGUGAUUUUUGUGUUCGUUUACUAUUCUAUUUGUUGUUUGCAUUUGGUGGAGGUCUGAUAAAUGUUCAUUUUCUAUUUUUGUAUAUUGUGUGCCUGCAUGAUGGGUUUCUUUGUAAAUACGAAAACAUUUGUAUUUGUGAAAACAAGUUUUAAAUA